GUGUAGUUUUACUUUUCACAGAAUGUGAAAUGAUGAACUUCACUUUGAUAGGGGCUUUGCUCUGCUCGUUCAGUUGGAUCCCUACAUCAGUUUGUCAAUUUUACACAAUGUUGGUUCAGCCUGGUGAAGAAGCCAUACUGCGAACAGUGGAUUUCUCUGAUGCUGGACUGUAUUUCUGUGGCCCAAACACAGAGGGAAACCCAGGAAUUUUCAGUGCAACAUAUUUACAAGUUGAAGGAGAUGUGUGUGAUGAAGUAACAAAUGUGCCAACUGUUAUCCUGGGUGCAAUAACCUUUUUUCUUGUAAUACUCAUCAUCCUUAUGGCUGCAAAAAUUGGGACUUAUCUAAGAGCUCAACUUUACCCACCAAAACAAUCGCAGACUGAGAAUCUGAACUCUGACAACUUGACUUAUGCUGCUCCAUGUUUUCAUCCCAAAGCACAAAGCAACAGAAGACCUGUGGCGGAGAGAGAGUUGGAGAAAACUGUAGUGUAUGCUGCCACAAGAUAA
Fundulus heteroclitus (mummichog) is the source of this 509-nucleotide messenger RNA. RefSeq lists its product as uncharacterized. The transcript has 6 exons. Lineage: Eukaryota; Metazoa; Chordata; Actinopteri; Cyprinodontiformes; Fundulidae. The record is from RefSeq and is a predicted model, not a curated record. The coding region runs from base 30 to 509 and encodes 159 amino acids.